Messenger RNA from Oreochromis aureus, 1324 nucleotides. RefSeq names its product E3 ubiquitin-protein ligase RNF6-like. Bases 18 to 1256 code for a protein of 412 amino acids. The transcript has 13 exons. NCBI's taxonomy places the organism in Eukaryota, Metazoa, Chordata, Actinopteri, Cichliformes, Cichlidae. The record is from RefSeq and is a predicted model, not a curated record.
UACGACACGUCACGUAUAUGUAUAUAGUCGGAGAGCCUCCCUGCCACCCAGCGUGUGCCUCUCUGAGUAUCAAAUGCAGACCUCCAGGCAAGCUGUGCUGGAGCAGUUCAUCAUCAGUGACAAUGAGGAGGUCACAGCAGGUGGAGGAAGACGAGGCGCUGGCCCGACGCCUGCAGCUAGAAGUCAACUCAGAAUUUGCUGGGGUGGAGCAGAUCUCCAUCACUGAGGAGCAGCAGGCUGCGGUUCGUUUACAGCAGAUGGAGGAAGAUAAGCUGCUGGCCCGACGGCUGCAGGCGGAGGAUGACUCGGACAUCGCUGUGGUGGAGCAGAUCUCCAUCAGCGAGGAGGAGGAGGCUGUGGCUCGUUCGCAGCAGCUGAGGGAAGACGAGGCGCUGGCCCGACGGCUGCAGGCGGAGGACGACUCGGACAUUGCUGCGGUGGAGCAGCUCGCCAUCAGCAAGGACGACGCCAUUUGUUUCCAGCAGGCGGAGGAUGACGAGGAGCUGCAGGUGGAGUCUGGCUCAGAGAUCGCUGUGGAGGAGCAGAUCUCCAGCUGCGAGGAGGAGGAGGAGGCUGCAGUUCCUUCACAGCAGGUGGAGGAAGACGAGGCUCUGGCCCGAAGGCUGCAGGCGGAGGACGACUCAGUGAUCGCAGCGGUGGUGGAGCAGCUCGUCGUCAGCGACGAAGAGGAGGAGGCCACUGGUUUACAGCAGGUGGGGGAUCACAAGGAGCUGCACCGGCACCUACAGGUUCGGCUGGACCAAGUGGAGCCCACGCUGCACAGCAGACACCGUCACCACCUCCAUUAUCACCACCUCCAUCAGCUUCAUCAUCAUCGCCUCCACAGGGGUCAUCCCACAGAGCGCCGCUGGAUGAUUCAGGUGGCCUCCGGAGAAGAUCUGAUUGGUCAUCGCGGGAGUAGGGACGCCACAUCUAAUGACGCUGAGGGAAACGACUACGAGUCUCUGCUGGAGCUCGAGGAGCAUCAGGGCGCCGUGAGGACCAAUCAGCUGAGUGCGACGGAUAUCCAGAGGUUUCCCACCAAGGUGUUCCGGAGAUGCGGCGGCAGCGGCGGUAACACACAGUGUCAGAUCUGUUUCUGCGACUACAGCGACGGCGAGAAGCUGAGGAUGCUGCCCUGUUUCCAUGACUACCACGUCCACUGUAUCGACCAGUGGCUGAAGGAUAACCCCACCUGUCCAAUCUGCAGAGUCAACCUGGCCGACAAAGACGCCAUCGCCCCCCCCGACCUCUGACCUUGUUUCUACUGUUUCCUAUGGGAGCAGACAGGAAGGAAGGAAAGAGGACUCACACUUGUUUUUGU